Drosophila kikkawai is the source of this 1639-nucleotide messenger RNA. RefSeq lists its product as uncharacterized. Lineage: Eukaryota; Metazoa; Arthropoda; Insecta; Diptera; Drosophilidae. The record is from RefSeq and is a predicted model, not a curated record.
CAGUUCGAGGUAUAGGACAUAUUCUUGGGAGCCAGGCAUUGUGUUGAAAGCUUUCAGAAUGAACAUACUGCUCGGAAAUUGUGUGGGCAGCUGCGAUCAAUUGGCCGGCCCGCCGCCGGACUUUAUACUGUCUAUGCCGCCGCCGCCGCUGCCAUCGUUCCUCAUCUCCAAGCCGGCCACAGUGGAGGCCCUGGUGCCCUCCAAUGAGUCGCAGCCAUGCUUUGCCGCUUUCAUGUGCGGUCAGGGGCAGCAGCACAAUGAGAGCGGCAACGCCCUGAUGGAGCUGGUGCGUAGCGAUUCGAAGAGCCUAGAGAAUGUCUGGCUGUUUGUCUCCUCCUGCAUUGGGAUCUUUGUGCUUGGCUGCUUCCUGGCCCUCAUUGUCAUACGAUGCAGGGACUCCUUCUUCUCGUACCAGGACGCCAAUAUCAAACAGACGGCCAUCAGCGCUUUGGGCGACGCCACCAAAUCCAAUGCCUUCACCUCUGGCGGCAUACUCUAUCCCUGCGCCACGGCCAAUAGCAGGGAUCUGCUCCAAAGCCAACUGGUCAACGACAGCCGCUUGCUCUGGGCCACCUUGACGCCUCAUGGCACUCGCCACUUUAUCAUUGAGAACUCGCAGGACGGACACUACGAGUCGGUGGACUAUCGUGGCAAGUCCCACAGCCAGGUGUUCCGCGGCUAUGCUAAGCAUUCCCAGUCCUUUGUCAAGUCCUUUGACAAUAAUGGCUUUGUCGAUUAUGACUAUGAGGAUCCCACACCGUUGAUGGACUCGUACCACGAUGACAUGGAUUCCGGCUAUCAAGAGCCCCACGAGGUCACCGGCUCCCUGAAGCGUUCACCAAUGCGAACCCUGGACUCGUCGAAUGGCACACCGACCGGUGCUGGCACGACCUACAACUCCAACGUUGGUGGUGGUGGUGGCGGUGGCAGUGGUCUCGCCUCGAACCAGAACGGCAACUCCAUGUCCAUUAGCCGCAAGACGACGCUCUCCCGCCGCAUCAGCGACGCCUCCUCGCACAAUGGCACCUCGAUGUAAGGUGCGAAACCGAGUUGCAUUUUGUAAAUUACACUUGGAGGCAGUCGUCGUCCAUAACUAACUACAUAUUGCAGUAUUUGUACUAUGAUUUACAAUUAUUAUUUGUUUUAUACUUUAGACUCUAUGUUAAGUCAGUGUGGGAGGCCCAGGCGCAGGCCACAACUAUGUAUGUUGAUUAAGAAUAGUGCACUAUAUAUAGUGCACACCUAAUACUCGCAUCGCCAUGACUUGCUUGUACACCUCCUAUGUUCGUACCGUACAUUACCUAAAAACUAUACGUCAGAUAAUCUUAACCAGCCGCGCAAUUCGAUUCCGCUGAAUUGGACCUACUACCGGACACAUAAAUACAUACCCUUCUGGUAUAAAUAAUAAGAUAAGUAACGCCAUACAAGGAUCUCUUCAAAGCCAGCGAGAGAGCAAGAUACAGAGAGAGCGCUCUUUGAGCGCUACGCAUCUUAUGCUUUCUAUUGUCCUUGGUAGCAUGUUGUAUUAUUAAAACGAACAUUUUGGUAAAUACUCUGAACACGUCUCGCCUUUAGCGCUCGUUUAAUAGUAGGCAUAAGAACAAAUAAAAAAUAAAAUUCUCGGUAGUACUACACUAAA